ACUGCGGAGGCGGGGCUUCGGUGGCUUCAGGUGGUCUGGGCAGAUCUCUGCCUGGCUGUGAGGAUGGCGGGGAGGGGGAAGCUCAUUGCGGUGAUCGGAGACGAGGACACGGUGACUGGCUUCCUGCUGGGCGGCAUAGGGGAGCUUAACAAGAACCGCCAGCCUAAUUUCCUGGUGGUGGAGAAAGAUACAACCAUCAAUGAGAUCGAAGACACUUUCCGGCAGUUUCUAAACCGGGAUGACAUUGGCAUCAUCCUUAUCAACCAGUACAUCGCAGAGAUGGUGCGGCAUGCACUCGACGCCCACCAGCGCUCCAUUCCAGCUGUUCUGGAGAUCCCGUCCAAGGAGCACCCCUAUGACGCCGCCAAGGACUCCAUCCUGCGCAGGGCCAAGGGCAUGUUCACGGCCGAAGACCUGCGUUAGGGCACUCCCCACAGCCCUGCAGCCCCUCCCUCAAUUUCAGGCCUUUCCCCAGGCUUGCAUCAGCCCUUCUCUAAGUUUUGAGCCUCUGAUUUCCAAUUCCCUGCCCCUUUCUACUCCAUUGAGAGUCUAGGUGAUGUGUUUCUAGGUUGCUGGGGCUCCGCCAUUAAAAUCAAGGCUGGUUAGGUAA
Molecule: messenger RNA, 610 nt
Organism: Diceros bicornis minor
Lineage: Eukaryota; Metazoa; Chordata; Mammalia; Perissodactyla; Rhinocerotidae
Gene: ATP6V1F
Product: ATPase H+ transporting V1 subunit F
Exons: 2
Coding region: 64-423 (119 amino acids)
Biological process (GO): proton transmembrane transport
Cellular component (GO): membrane; proton-transporting V-type ATPase, V1 domain
Molecular function (GO): proton-transporting ATPase activity, rotational mechanism
Source: RefSeq, a predicted model, not a curated record